Gossypium arboreum is the source of this 2017-nucleotide messenger RNA. RefSeq names its product ERAD-associated E3 ubiquitin-protein ligase HRD1B-like. NCBI's taxonomy places the organism in Eukaryota, Viridiplantae, Streptophyta, Magnoliopsida, Malvales, Malvaceae. The transcript is spliced from 8 exons. Bases 234 to 1862 code for a protein of 542 amino acids. The record is from RefSeq and is a predicted model, not a curated record.
AAUAGGGAAAAGAUGGGAAAAAAAAGAAACAAAUUGCAAGUGAUAUAAAUAAAUGAAAUAAACAUACAAACAAACAGUCUCAAUUUUUCUUGAAGUCCUGAUUAAAUUUAUUAUUAAUUUAUAGUUUAAUCUCUCCUCGUCGAGAAAAGAAGACCCACAAGGUUUCUCUUCUUUUAUCAUUGUCGGUUCCUUCGAAAUCCCUGGCGAAGUUUAUCUCAACUCGGUAGAGCAAAAUGAUGAGGCUGCGAACAUAUGCUGGUCUCAGUUUAGUCACGACACUAGCAGUUAUAUAUCAUGCAUUCAACAGCAGAGGCCAGUUUUAUCCUGCUAUGGUUUAUUUAUCAACCUCUAAGAUCAGCUUAGUGUUGCUUCUCAACAUGGGCCUUGUAGUUAUGUGUAUCUUAUGGCAAUUAACUAAACGGUUAUUCCUUGGGUCUCUUCGAGAAGCUGAGGUUGAGCGGUUGAAUGAGCAAUCAUGGAGAGAGGUCAUGGAGAUCCUCUUUGCAAUCACUAUCUUUCGGCAGGAAUUCUCUGUUCCAUUUCUUGCAAUGGUUACUGCUCUAUUGUUAAUCAAGGCUUUGCAUUGGUUGGCGCAGAAGAGGGUUGAGUACAUUGAAACAACCCCUUCCGUUCCGAAGUUAGCGCAUGUUCGGAUAGUUUCAUUUCUGGGUUUUCUUCUUCUGCUUGAUUCUCUGUUUUUAUACAGUUCUAUCAAGUUUCUGAUCCAAACACGACAAGCUUCAGUUUCCAUCUUCUUUGCAUUUGAGUACAUGAUACUGGCAACAACAACAAUGUCAACUUUUGUAAAAUAUGUUUUCUAUGUGAGUGACAUGCUUAUGGAAGGGCAAUGGGAGAAAAAAGCUGUAUAUACCUUCUACUUGGAGCUCAUCCGAGACUUGCUUCACUUGUCUAUGUACUUGUGCUUCUUUCUUGUGAUUUUCAUGAAUUAUGGUGUACCUCUGCACUUAAUACGGGAGCUUUAUGAGACAUUUAGGAAUUUUAAAAUUCGUGUUGCUGAUUACUUGCGGUAUAGAAAGAUCACCUCAAAUAUGAAUGAUAGAUUCCCGGAUGCAACCCCUGAAGAACUCUCUGCAAGUGAUGCAACAUGUAUUAUAUGUCGCGAAGAGAUGACCUUAGCAAAGAAGUUAAUUUGUGGACAUCUUUUUCACGUCCACUGCCUUCGAUCAUGGCUGGAGAGGCAGCAUACCUGUCCAACCUGCAGAGCACUUGUUGUACCACCUGAAAACGGAACAAGUUCAUCUGGAGGGCAACAUGGAACUUGGUCAGAUGCUCCUCGACAAGGGUCCAGCACGAGUUCAGCUACACAAGGUCCUGGUGUUGAGAUGGCCACUGAUGAUUUGACCCCUCAUCAGGCGAGGCUGCAGGCUGCUGCUGCUGCAGCAUCAAUAUAUGAGAAAUCCUACGUCUAUCCUUCUGCAAACACAUUAGUUUGGUCUCCAGGAAACGCUGUACUUCCAGGGUCUUAUGCGCCAUUGGCUGACACCAUGAAGGUGGAACAUAGUGGGGAAAGCCCAUCCAUUGGACAUCAACAGUUUGCCAUUCCUGGUGGACUGCCAAACUUGCCCUUUCCACAAUUCCCGAACUGUGUUUUUGUUCCUUUCCAGUUACCUGGUGCCAAUGGAAACUCAGGAGGAGGAGGAUCAGGGAGUAAUCAGAAUCUUUCAGAUUCCCAGUUGGAGGCUCAGAAGAAGACUAUUGAACAGCAGAUUGAGGUACUGCAACGUCAACUUCAGCUCUUGCAGAUGCACAAGUCAAAAACUGAGGAAAGCUCAGACAUUGGUCUCACAACCUCAUCAGAUAGUAAAGGAAAGGGCGUUGCAUCUUCUUCUUCUGAAGAGUAAAGAGGGUACAUAGUUCUUGCUCAACUCUAGCUUAUUUGAAUUCAUGUAGUGAUCUUAACCUAACACACAGAUUAUUACAUACUUCAGAAUUUUAUUCAUAACUUUUAGUGCCAUGUUACCUAUUUCCUUUAAAAAAAAAAAAUCUUUUCAGCUUA